CUGAGACUUACCACUGCAAUGUAUGAGUGCCAGCCCUGACCACCUACCUACCCAACCUGCACCCCACACCCCCAUCACCAGGGCUUACUCUGGGUUCAUGUGAUCUGCUGCACUCACCGGACCUCACUCACUGACAUCUCAACCCAGUUGUGAUAGCGAAGAGCUACCAGUAACAAUGGAUGAAAGUCUGGAUGUGACGACUGAAGGGAACUCCCUUAUUAAAGCUGUAUACCAGAGCAGAUUGCGCCUCACAAGACUUCUUUUGGAAGGAGGGGCUUAUAUCGAUGAGAGCAAUGAUCGAGGAGAAACACCGCUUAUGAUUGCUUGCAAAACUAAGCAUGUGGAUCAUCAAAGUGUAAGCAAAGUUAAAAUGAUUAAAUAUCUACUGGAAAAUAAUGCACACCCAAACAUCCAAGACAAGUUUGGGAAAACAGCACUAAUGCAUGCCUGUUUAGAGAAUGCAGGUUCUGAGGUGGUUUCUCUGCUGCUGGAAAGUGGAGCUGACCCCAGUCUUCAAGACCACACCGGCUUCUCUGCACUGGUUUAUGCAGUCAACUCAGAAGACAAGGAGACACUCAGAAUCCUGCUUAAUGCUUGCAAGGCUAAAGGUAAAGAAGUUAUUAUUAUAACUACUGAUAAAUCUCCAUCAGGAAGACAAAAAACAAGACAGUAUUUAAAUGUGCCACCUUCUCCAGGAAUUGAUGACCACAGUUCUCCAAGCCCAUGUACAUCACCUUCUGAAAUCGAACUUAAAACCUCUCCUACACCAAUUUCAAGUGCUUUUGAAGCAGAAAAGGAACUGUUUAACUUUAAAGAGGCUGAUACAUCUAUUGAAUUCAAGGGUUCCUCUGAGCCAGGUUCUCCAACAAAGAAAGCCCAUAUGAUGCAUAUUGGGGCUAAAUUACCACUUCUACAAAGAUUACAUUCCGAACCUUGGCUUAAAAUCCCACCAUCUCUUCUACAUCAGCAUAAAGUGUCCUCUUUGCAAGAAGAGCUUCAAGAUAUUACGCCUGAAGAAGAACUUUCUCUUAAAAUGAAUGGCUUGGUGUAUUCCAAGCGUUACUUCACUCGUCAUCAGAGUAUAGAUGUGAAAGAUCCUACUCAUCUUUUAAAAACAUUUGAUACCUCUGGUCCAAGGAAGUUUUCGUAUGAUGAAAUUCAUUCACAGUCACUGUAUACAGAAGGUACACCCAACAAAUCAGAAAUCCCUGUAGAUCAAGACCCUGACUCAGUAAAUACAAUAUCAGUAUCAAGCUUGAGGAGCAUAGUUCAAAGAAGAAAUUUAGGAGCAAAUCAUUACAGCUCAGAUUCCCAGCUCACUAGGUGUCAUGGUCCAGCUGCAACAGAGGACAGCAAAGUCCUUUUGGAGAAAAAGAAGAUGUUUUCUCCUUCUUCUCUACUGUCUGGUUCCAGGGAGUCUCUCGAAAGUGUGUCUGUUACACCCUUAAGUAGAAGGAACCACGCCAUUCUUGAGAGGCGAGGAUCUGGAGCGUUACUUCUAGAUCACAUUAGUCAAACCAGACCAGGCUUUCUUCCACCACUGAAUAUUAAUCCCCACCCUCCUAUUCCGGACAUUAGUGGUCACAACAAAAUAUCCAGUGUUACUUACCCGGGGACAAAAAUGCUUGUGCCCUCAGCUCCGCUCUUUCCAAAAGAGUCAAAGAGCAAAAAAAUGCUGCUUCGAAGGCAUUCAAUGCACACAGAACAGAUUAAACAACUUGUUAACUUUGAAGAGAUUCUUGGCUAAGGCAGGAUUUCAAAGCACACGUCUUGAAAGUGUUUUACAAGCUUUCUCUCCAGAUAGCACCUGCUGCACACAAUACUUCAGACCUUUUCUGUAAAGAAAACAGAUCCGUUCAGCUUAUGCUGGAUAAAUUAUUCAAGCAGUAAAAUGCUUGCUAGUUAGCAGUAAUCACAGUUUUCUCUACAAUAUAAAUGAAUUGCUGCCCUACAUAUGCAGUUGUCAGUGUACUAGCAGGCACGAGGAACAUGGAGGUAUGGAGUCACAGUUGACUCUAGCUUCCGGCUUUAAAUAUAAAGAAACAGUGGAUGGUGCUAGAGUUACAUCUUUGGGCAUCAACGUUUUAGUAUUUGGACCAGCGGGUCCAGGUUUAAUCCUGAGGUGAAUAUGAAACAGCACAGUAUGUUUAUCUUGUGAAAUUUUAAAACUCAGCCCUGCCUUUCAUUAAGUGCAUUUGACAUACUUUAUUGAAGAAUUUAUAUGCUGAAUCUAGGAGUGUACUCAAUAUUUUAAACCGUACCAAGUACAAGUGAUUGCACUAAGCAACCUAUAACUCUACAAGAAUUCACUUGGUUUCUUAGCACAAGAUUGCUUUGAUUUAUUUAUUUAAAUGCUUCUACUUAUUAAGCAUAGGUAAAAUAUAAAUUUACAUGUUUAUACUCAUGGAUAUGCAUGAGUGGCUGAUAUAUCAAUAUUCAAGGAGUGUACAGAUAUAUUGAUUGCUGGAAUAUGACCAUUUGUACACUGUUAUCGGAAAAUAUAUGCAUGUAAAUUGCUUAAUUUACCCAUUAAGAGGCGUCUAAAGAAAAUUGCUGUAUAUACUAAUGAUAUUUUUUGAAGACAACUAUGGCAUUGGAGUUGGUUGGUUGGUCCUAUUUAGAAUAUAAAUUACAAAAACGUUUGUGAUUAUGAAUAUCUCCUUUGAAGAUAAUGAGCAUAAAUGUUGAGGCACUAGGAAAUGCACUGGCAAUUUAGAAAGCAUCAUUACGUGUAUGGUGAAAAACUUGCCCUGUAGUGGUUACCUGAGGGCACGUUCAUGGUAUUAAUGUUUACUGAAGGUCGUGAAGCAGUGACAGUCCAGUCAACUGGAGUGAGAUGAGCAAUUAAUAUGGAUCUAUACUGUGAUGGGAUUUAAACCAAAGAGCACUGGGUUGGUCUGAGAAAAUGUAAAAUACCAAAAAUAUAUAAUGAUUCAAUAUUCAAGCAGUUCUAGUUAGCUUUAACAUAUUAAACAUUAAUGUUUUAUAGAUAUUGUUGAGGUUAUGAAAAAUGUAUUGAUCAUUUUAUUUUACAAAAGUUGCGAUUGUAUUCACAGUUUUUAAUUUCCCAUUACACCUCCAUAUGAAAAUGAAUUGUUUCUUUCUAUUGGCCACCUUUUUGUUUUCAUGGCAUAGCAUUGCUGCUUAUUUUCAUAUAUGUUUUGGUAUUGAGAAUUUUGUUAGCUAAAAUGGUAAGGUUAAUCCUGUGUCAAUGUUGAAAUUGAUUUGGCAUUCUGAAAUUGUUUUUGAGAUGUGUAAAUAAUUUUUAAUAUAUAACACUGUGCAAUUUAAAAAAAAUUACAAUAUUAAGGAUUGUAGGAAAAAUGUAUUUUAGUUGAUGAGAUUAUUUUGUUUUAUUCUAGAAACGAUUUAAUCUUUAAAACGAGCUUCAAAAUGUCUUUAGAAAUUGUAAAGUAGAAACUGACAAACAAUUUUGUUGUAAAGUUAAAAGGCGCCAUAUAACUGUGCUGUGAAUGGAUCCAUCUAAAACAAAAAUCAACUAAUGGCCAUUUAAAAAAGGUGGAGCUACUUUGUCUAUGUACAGUAAUAGAAAAUAUUUUUAUUUAAUAUGAGAACAAAUGUUCAUAUAGUGUUUAUUGAACUCUUCGAAGUGUUGAUUCUAUAUAAUGGAAACGUGAAGCAAAAUUAUUUAUUUAUUGCUUUACUGAAAAAUAUAUAUUUAUGACCAUAUUUUAUAUGUAAAUAAUUAUUUAUUUGUGUGUGAUACACAUUGGUAGUGUUAUAAAUGUAAAUGGAAUGUGUAGGUAUUUCCGUAUUAAACUGAAAACCCACACAAAAUGUUAUUUUAGUUUUAUGAGUGUGACAGGGUUCAGUCUUUAAACCAGAUAAUAUGUGCUGUAUUUGGCCUGAAUGGGGAGGAUUUCCCUCACCUGGUUUUGUUGCCCCACUACAGGGGUAAAAGGUGAGUGCGUCUCCUAUAUAAUCCCUUGCAGAUUUAUGUAGAGGGCAGAUUAUACAGAGACGUUGAAGCAUUUUUGUGGCAUACCUGUGCCACCUCUAGUGGACUAUCCACAAAUAGAUGGGUGAACCCACAGAUGUAGCAAACCGGGAAGCGCAUCUCCCAGCCAAGCAGAAACCAACAGCCAUCUGGUACAAAACCAUGAUCCAAUCCACCCAAAAACAAAUGGGUGUAACUAUGCUUUAACUGAAUACAGUCAUAUGUUUUAGGAAUAUAUAACAGCUUAGGUAGGCUCUGCUUAUGUACAGUACUCCAUGUAAAGCAUAUUAGUGCUUAGCCUCAGUGCAAUUCCUUAGCUGUGUAGGCUUUACAAAAGUAUGUGUUUUAUGAGCACAAUCAUAAUUAAACUGAAUCUAUGUUCACUUUAAACUUUCUUAUCCAUCACCAGGCAUGGAAAGCAGGCACCAGCUUAAACAGUAAGGCUGCUUUCACAUUGAGGCGUGCAGCCGCGGUGACGGUAUAGC
This is a messenger RNA of Rana temporaria (common frog), 4443 nucleotides long. RefSeq names its product ankyrin repeat domain 34B (gene ANKRD34B). NCBI's taxonomy places the organism in Eukaryota, Metazoa, Chordata, Amphibia, Anura, Ranidae. The transcript is spliced from 2 exons. Gene Ontology annotation, molecular function: protein binding. The record is from RefSeq and is a predicted model, not a curated record. The coding region runs from base 176 to 1747 and encodes 523 amino acids.